Didymodactylos carnosus is the source of this 1260-nucleotide messenger RNA. NCBI's taxonomy places the organism in Eukaryota, Metazoa, Rotifera, Eurotatoria, Philodinida, Philodinidae. The record is from the annotation of a GenBank genome assembly.
AUGGCUGAAGCACAAUUAACAAAUCAGUUGAGUCGUAUUGGAGCUUUGACAAAUGUUGAGUUACGUGCAGAAUUGAAACGUCGCGGGUGUAGUUCAACUGGAAAUAAAAAAGAUCUUUUGGCAAGAUUACGUGCAGCUAUGCAAAAAGAGUUUGACCAACAAGUACUUGACACAGCGUCAACAACAUCAACAAUUGGUGAUUCAGCAAGUGAAAGAAGUGUAGAUGAACGAAUAUCGAACAACGACACAGAAUUAAAUGCAUCUUCAUUUAUGACACCUACUGCAUUAAGUCCACAAAUACAAAAUGAACAACAACAGCAAACAAAUAAUACAGAGGAAAAUCCUCUAACUUAUUCGAACUUAAUGAUACACGAUCAAGCCAAUCCCCAAUAUCCCGCCUAUGAUUUAUCAAGCAAUCAACAUCCGCAACCUAACACGGACAAUGUUCUUGACCUUUCAUCGUCAUCGUCUCAUAAUACACGGCGUAAACGGCCAAAUUCCACACCGGGUAUAACGUCGAAUACUCCUGAAAGAAAACGUACUCGUACAAGAGAAAAAAAAAAUUCUGUUGACGCACCAGCCAUUGAUUUUGAAAAGGAACAACAAGAAACAUCUGCACUUACAGCCGAGAAAGAAGAACCUAUAAGUGUAUCACCAACGGUUGAAGAACCUCCGAAUGUACAAGACAACCAACCACAAGCACCAACAAAUGUUGGUUAUAAUAUUGAAGAAGUAAAUGCUGAUCAGAAUAAUGUACACCAUGAAGUUCGACAACAACAGGACGAAGAUAAUUUAUCAAAUGUACCGGUUAUCGAUUUAGCUCCAGAUGAUAUUGACGAUGAUGAUGAUUUAACAAAAAUUGAUGGUGAUAGAUCUCGUUCGCCGUCAACAUCCUCUCGAAAACGUAAGUCUCCAUCUGUAACAAGUUCCGUUAAAUCCGAAUCUGUCAUUAAUGAAAUGCCAUUAUCUGGUGAACGACAUCGUCUUAGUCGUUCAAAAUCACCUAAAUCACGAUGGAGACACUCGCCUUCACCAUCGCAACCAAAUCAGUCUCAACAUCAACAACAAUCAAAAAAUAUUGAUGAAGAACAGGAGGAGGAAGAAAAUAUUAACGACAAUUCAAUUAUAACAACAGAUGAAAGUAAAGAUAAUCCAGUCAGUCAACACAGUGAAAACGUUUCAAAGUCAAGUGAAAAUCAAGAGCAACAGGUGACAUUGUUCGCUGAAGAAAUGAGUGAAUUAGUUGGUCAAAAAGAGUAG